Messenger RNA from Postia placenta MAD-698-R-SB12, 2013 nucleotides. RefSeq lists its product as hypothetical. The coding region runs from base 1 to 2013 and encodes 670 amino acids. The record is from RefSeq and is a predicted model, not a curated record. NCBI's taxonomy places the organism in Eukaryota, Fungi, Basidiomycota, Agaricomycetes, Polyporales, Adustoporiaceae. The transcript is spliced from 2 exons.
AUGGAACACAAGUCUCGAAAGCUGCUCACAACUUAUUCGCAUCGCCGAACGCGUGUCAAGAACACCACAUCCGAAAUCCCAAAAUCAUCUCCGCUGCAAGCCGUUCCCAGUGACACAGAGGAAAUUACACUCGAGGAGAUGGCCCACAGAAUGAAGAAAAGGUCUCGUCAGACGGCUUUGUCUGACACAACUCUCAGCCGAUCCUUGGCCGUCCGGGAUAGCUCAAAGCCGUGCAAGAAAGCAAAGCUCUCUUCCUUAGUAAAUUCAGAUGAUACGCUUUCCUCAAACGCAGCCGGGUUCUCUUACAUUUCUACUCAGUCUCUUGCCAGUGGUCAAUUCUGCACUCCCAAGCCUGCUGUAUGCUCUGACCAGCCCGUGUUAUCCGCUGCUGACUCUCAGGAGCGAGCCCUAGAACCCGCUGGAUUUUCCCCUCUACCUGUUGCCCACCAUUUUCUCUCCCGUACUAGCUCUCGUAACCUCAAAGAAAAUAGUAAUCGUGGCCUUGCUUCGCCUUUCACCAGUCGUCCCAACUCUCGUGCUGGCUCUCCUAUGGGUCUUGUCAAGAGUAAGACCAAAGGAAAUGGACGGCGUCCUUCUCAUCAGAAGUCUCGUACACUGUCUACAUCUCGGCUCUCCCCUGUCACUCGCCAGGUGCAAGAUAAAGCCACUGAAGCCAAACCCGAUGUCAUUACUGCGUCUACAAAUGUACUCUCUAGCUCAUUCAAAUCGGGGAAACAAUACCCGGUCUCGCAGGCAACUGGUGCGGUCAAGUCGAAUAUGCAUAUCCGCACAGGUUCUAUUCCUACUAUGGCUGCUUCCGCUUCUGACACCUGGCUUGUUUUACCUGAAACCUUUGGUCGCUCAGCACAGCUGGACGGAUAUUCGGAGCAUGCAUCUUUCUUCACUGACGCUCCCACCCAAGUCUCCACCCCGCCCAGAAUGCGUCGUGCAACGACGGGCGCUGUGCGCAUGCAAGCUGGUAGCCUUGAGGCUGAUAUGUCUGACUCGUCAGCCUCGAAGGGCGCCAAGCUCGAUACAGACGCGCAUAUGCAAGAUGCCUCUCCGUCGCGACCAUCAGUAGGCGCAUUCGUUGGACGACCACCUCCACGUCGGCGGCGCCGGACCAUCAAUCAUCCCUCUACCGAUGGCCUUUUCUCAUCUGUCCUUGACUUCUCGACCUCAGCUGAAGACAAGCGUCCCUCUUCAGCUCUAGGCGUUCCGAUAGGACAAUCUGCAAAUCAACAACAUAUGCUGCAUGCUGGCUCUGCGUUAUCGCUGUCUUCCAAUUUCUCUGGACUCGACCUGGGACUUGCUUCUGCUUUUGCGUCGAUUUCGAGCCCGCCGUCGGCUUCCUCUACGCUGUACCAGUCUCCAUCCGCCCCUGCUCCGAAACUCGACCAUGGACUAGGCUACAUACACGUUUCCGAAAGUCGCGCCUCAUCGUCUGAUCCCGACGUGCACAUGCAUGACACAGACGGUGAAGAGUUGAGAGACCUUUUCUCUACUAUGGGGUUGGACGAGGAUGAAGAGCAGAAACGGACGGCAUCGUCCAUACUUGCCAAUGCCUCGGGUGUCACGUCCCACUCUCGCUUACGCUCGGAUUCUUCGAAGACAAUAUCACAGAGUACAAGGAGCAAGGAGCACAUACACAGCCGCAAGCGAGGCGACACCAUCAGAGCAUCCGACUCCUCGCGUCUGCCAAAUCUGCCUGGAGGAAGUACUACUGAUUUGAAUAGUCAAGCAAAUGUUGCCGUCAGCAGUACACGGACGGCGAGAACACGCUCCGGGACGGUCACUCUAGCCAACUUCGCUGCCUCAACCUCCGCAUCCCGCAUGGUCGCAGAGCGUACGCGAGCUGAGAUUGUGCUGGCUUCGCCUCUGCACACCCACAAGCACAAACGCGGAGGAUGGCCGGCGAUCAGGACGACCUUCAAUGACAAGCCGCUCCGUAUUGCUUCAGACGAAGAUUCAGACGACGAGCUGCUUCUGAAGGCAGGAACUAGAUUUGGUUAG